Vigna unguiculata (cowpea) is the source of this 972-nucleotide messenger RNA. RefSeq lists its product as uncharacterized. The record is from RefSeq and is a predicted model, not a curated record. NCBI's taxonomy places the organism in Eukaryota, Viridiplantae, Streptophyta, Magnoliopsida, Fabales, Fabaceae.
UUAACAUUGAGAUGACAUAAGCAAUUAGUUGCUGUCAAAAACCCUAACUGGACCAACCAAGGGUUUAUCCUAACCGGACCGAACUCCUUCUUCCCCCACUUCGAUUCUCUUCGCUCUCUUUCAGAUUCCUCUUCUCUUCUCUCUUUGCGUUUUCAUUCCUUUUUAUUUCUGAAUAUUUAGCUUACAACUAUGGAGGAGUUAUCUUCUCUCAUCACGGUGGAGAAGACCAUGCGCACCGCCUCUGCUGUGGAGGCCAUGGCGGUGGACACAAUUCUUGUCACCGCCAAAUCUCUCCUUUGCCUUCUCAUUCUGAUGGCCGGAUCUCUGCUGACUGACAUCAUCCCAGAAUUGACCCCAAUAGAUGGAAGUUUUCCUUUUGCUGAUCUCUACAAGGGAAGACAUACUUACCUUGUGAACAACAAGGAUGCUAGUGAGUCAGAUGAAGACGAGGAGGAAGAAGAUGAAGAAGAGGAGGAAGAAGAUCAAGAUGAUGAGGAAGGAGAAGAAGACUUCUCAGGUGAGGAAGAGGCUGAGCCUGAGGAUGAUCCUGAGGCCAAUGGUGCUGGUGGAAAAGAUGGUGAAGAUGGUGAAGAUGGCGAAGAUGGUGAUGAUGGUGAUGAAGAAGAUGAAGAUGAAGAUGAAGAUGAAGAUGAGGAUGAGGAAGAGGAUGAAGAGGAAGAAGAGAUUCCACAGCCACCAGCUAAGAAGAGGAAGUAAAUCUUAGUUCUCCGAACCAAAGUUUCUUUCAACUUUCAAGUGGAGUCUUCUCCACAUAUAAAAGUUCAAUUUCUGUAUUGUCUGUUAUUUGAGUUAAUUUUUGCCAUGCCUACUUUUUUUUUAGUGUUAUCAUAGUUAUUAUUGAAACCCAAUUGUAUAAAAAGCAAAACCAGAUGAGUAGUCAGUAGGGCAUGUUGUGGUUUUAUUUAACUUUAAUAUAAUACAAAUUUCUGUAUUGUCUGUUAUUUGAGUUAA